Messenger RNA from Heteronotia binoei (common prickly gecko), 1258 nucleotides. RefSeq names its product calcyclin binding protein (gene CACYBP). Lineage: Eukaryota; Metazoa; Chordata; Lepidosauria; Squamata; Gekkonidae. Gene Ontology annotation, molecular function: ubiquitin protein ligase binding; S100 protein binding; tubulin binding. Gene Ontology annotation, biological process: heart development. Gene Ontology annotation, cellular component: nucleus. The transcript is spliced from 6 exons. The coding region runs from base 462 to 1118 and encodes 218 amino acids. The record is from RefSeq and is a predicted model, not a curated record.
GGAGGAAAAGAGAAAACGGAAAUCUGAAGCGGAUUACAAAACCCAAUGCAAAUAUCUUUACAAUACUUCCGGUUCCCAAUCGACAGCUUGGUAACAACUGCCGACCGGGACUAAACGUUCGGAGGGUGCAGCGGCUGCCUUCGAAUGGUAACCGGAAGAAAAGGUUGCGUUGGAUGUUUAGCCGUUUUCCUGCCUCUGCCGGAGGGGAAGGAAAAAAGCAAUAACGCAGAGCGAGAGCGCGCGCCCGAGCCGGCGACGCGCGGGGUGCCCAAGCUGCUGACACGCAAGAGGCGGUGUCUCGCGAAAGCUGGAGAGGAGGAGGGGGCGCUGAGGGGGCCGCUCGCGACGUUGCUAGGAGUGGGACCGCGCCUGCGUACAUUUCUCCUCAGGAGAAAGGCGAUUCGGGGAGAGCGCGCACAAGGCCGGGUGGGAGCGCUCGUGUGCCUCUGGAGAGCCGCAACAUGGAGGAGCUACAGAAAGAUUUGGAGGAGGUGAAAGAGCUUCUGAAAAAAGCAUCAAGGAAGAGAAUUUAUGACGUCUUGCUAGCUGAAAAGAAUAAACUAGAGAAAGAAAUCAAAAACCAACCACCACCUAAACUAAAAGCAGAGAUCUCUGAAGAGGAAAGGCAGCCACCCACAGGCUACACAGUGAAAAUCAACAAUUAUGCUUGGGAUCAGUCAGAGAAAUUUGUGAAAAUCUACAUCACUCUAAGUGGAGUACAGCAUCUCUCAGCUGAGAAUGUGCAAGUCAGCUUCACAGAAAGAUCAUUUGAUCUAUUUGUGAAGAAUCUGAAUGGCAAGAACUACUCCAUGACAUUCAAUAACCUUCUGAAACCAAUUUCUGUGGAGAACAGCUCACGAAAGAUCAAAACUGAUAUGGUCCUGAUAUUAUGCAAGAAGAAGCAAGAGGAAAAAUGGGAGUGUCUAACUAAAGUUGAAAAAGAGACAAAGGAGAAGGAGAAAGCAUCAUAUGACACAUCAGAUCCGAGUGAGGGACUGAUGAAUCUCCUGAAAAAGAUGUAUGCUGAAGGUGAUGACGAGAUGAAAAGAACCAUCAAUAAAGCCUGGGUGGAGAGCAGAGAAAAGCAAGCCAAAGAGGAUAUGCCACUAGAUAUUUGAACAAAUGGUGGGUUUUCUAUAUGGGGCUUCCGAUGUGCCACCGAGAUCAGAAAAAGCAUGUUUACACAACCUUCCAAGAAAAAACAGUGCUCUGCAUUUCCGGUUGGAGAAAUAAAAUAAAACAUACUAUAAAGAAUCUC